CGGGUGACUUCCAUUUCCUUCCGCUUGGGUAUUGGUGAUACGAAGUGCGUUUGGUUCUGAUUUAACGAUUUGUUAAGUGGAAAUUGUCACGGAAGUUGAAGGUUGGCUAAUUAUUAGAGCGCCUCAGAGUGGCAGAAGUGAUUGAAUAAAGUGCUGCAGACAGUAUUGUUGGAUUGUGGUGUUCUGUGCAUUUGAGAACUAAUUGGUGCACUCAUGCCGUCUCGUUCACCGUCACGGCAGCCCAGUGCAAGCACAUCACGUGCUUCACGCCGCUCACCUAGCUCUUUUCGAAGUCGAGGUACAGGUCGCUCAUCUCCAUCCGAAAAACGACGGCGUGUUGAGCCACAGCCGGGAAGCUCCCGUCAUGGGGUAUCUCCACCCACAUCUCGUUCCCGGGAACGCAGGGAGUUCAGACCAUCUCCUGAGCUUGGGCACAGUAGCGAAGUCCCAGAGUUUCCCAUGAGACAUCGGAGUCGCUCUCCACCAAUGCGUGGAUCCAAAGUGCGUUCAUUCUCUCCAGUGCCACCAUCAAAGAGAAAAAUGUCUCCUUCAUCCAAGAGGGAGCGUGUACCUCGAGAUGUAGACAGAGAGCGUUCUGGUCGUAUGCCCUCAAGGAAACGUACUAGGUCAAAGAGUCCUACAGCAGCUAGUGGUUCCCACACAAGUGCUACACGCAUGGUGUCUCCUGCAUAUGCUGAAGAAGUAUCUCCACCACAGUAUGCUGGUCCUUCAGACCCGUACGGUGUUGCAGCUGGUGUAGAUGUGGAACAUGUGACUAGAAAUGUUGGUGAAAGAUUUAGGGGUUCCAGUUCGGGCAAGUAUGAAGAGACUUUUGAAAGACCCGUUUUCCGUGGUCCUGAUGGCUCUGCUGGUUAUGAUAUCAAUGAAUUGAAGAAAGUUGUAAUCAAUAUAAGCAGAGAACUGCCAGUAAACAGGGCACCAGCAGAGCGUGUUGUUAUCAAUCCAGAAGAUGUGGUGUUGGUUCGGCGGCCGGGUGAGGGUUCUCGCCCAAUUUUUGCACGCGAGGAAAUUAUGCAGGCGAGCACAGAACGUGCCAUCAUUCCACCAGUCGAUGAUCACCGUCGAAUUGUGGCAAUUCGUGAUGUGGAUCCACCUCGUAUGUCAGGUUCCCAUUCUCGCUAUGAGCCACCUUCGCCACCUCCACCACCACGUUACUCAGAAGGCCGAUCACGUGAUGCAUACUAUGUACCAGAACAUCGUGAGUCUGCAACACCGUUGACAUCACAUCGUGAUUAUGGUCGUACUCAUCGUGACUAUGAUCGUCCUUCUACAUCUGGGUAUGAAAGGGACAGGAGAGAUGAUCGCUAUGAGAGACGCGGCGGUGAUGACUUACGUCAUGAGUUAGAUCUCCGCCGACGUGACGACCGCUAUCCCAGUCAUGGGGAGGUAGUGCGCACAUACGAACGUGGACGAGACUAUCGUGGAGAUUCCAGCAGUAGGGACCAUGACCGUGGGGAGCUAAGUCACUCACGUCACCAUCGCCGUGGAAGCAGAGAUCGUAGUGAUGAACGUAUGGAUCGUAUGGAACGUAUGGAUCGUAUGGAACGCAUGGAACGUAUGGAACGUCGGCCGAUGAUGCCUCAGCCUUCUCCACCUGGUAGCAGUGAGCGACGAAGAGGAACAAUGAUUGAAGAUUAUGAUCGUGGUAGACGUGGAGAGAUGCGCCGAAGCCCCAGUCCAUUGCCUCCACCACCUCAUGGAAGUCGCCAUGAGCACCAUUUACCUCCACCGGAGCGUUUUCAUGCUGAACAUCCCCCACCACCAGAACGCUUUCACCCUAUGAAGCCAUGGGAAAUUGAUCCAGAGUAUGUUCCUAAAGGUCGCUCUUACUUUGAACACGAUAAUCGUGAUGAAAUGAUGCGUCCUCCACAUCGUGGCCGUGGAAUGCCAAAUAUGCGUGGUGGGCCAAUGCGUGGCAGAGGUAUGAUGCGUGGUCGUCCAUUUUCAAGAGGCCCGAUGCGUGGAUUCAUGGGUGGACGAGCUACUGGUCGACGAGGAUCUUAUGUACCACGAGGCUUUUACAGUAUGUACUGAUGUCGGGCCCCCGCGGUCCCCCGAGCUCGCCCGGCCAUCGGGGGUCGUGGCAAGUCUGUUAAGGAGCAGACUCCAAAGUCAGAUGAUUAAAUAGCUUUUUUUUUGUAUUAUGACAUGGACAGUCCAAAUUUUAGUAUUUGACCCAGUAAUGUGCUUUGUUGGUCAGAUUUCAAUUUGAAAAAGAGGAGGACAUAACAGCUUCAUCAUUUUACAAAAGAAGAGUCAUCAAUAGUUGCUGUUCUGUGGCCAUGUCUCAGUUUGUGAGUAUUUAUGCCAGCCUGGUGGGUACAGUUAUCUGGCAUAAUGCAGUGUCCUUCUUGCCGAGGUACACAGAUUUUUCAGUUUGGCAUUUACAUCAACAGUUCCAGUUUCUUCUAUAGUGUCUUUCUCGCUGGAUUUGGAUAGAUACAAGAGGCACAAGGUAAUAAUUAAAAUGACAUUUCAGUAUGCAUGUGUGUGUGUGUGUGUGGGUGAAUGCAUGCAUUUAUAUAGAAAGUCUUGGUCUGAAUGAGGGCUGAAGUGUGGCACCUUGCUCUGCUUACAGGAUUUAAGCGGAGCUCACCACAUUGGGAGCACGAUCUGUUUGACAACGCCGAAAAUGGCAACGGCAAGAACAGCUCAAGAAAAUGACAUUAGAAAGCUUUGCCACCUGCCGCGAGUUGAACGUCGUGGGCAUAAAAUAAUGGUGUCUUUGCAUGUGAUACCUAAAUUAGUGAAUCUGUAUGGAGGCUGUGUGCCUACUUGUCAUCUGAUGCAGUUAACGUAUCCCUUAAGGAGCUUUGUAUGUUUUGUGGUAACUGUGAACAUAUGAAACAUAGAAUAGUUUGGCGAUUGUCAGACAUAUGGUGCUCCUGUAAGCAGUGUAUGACGUUUAAGUGUAUAUUUAAAAAGAAAAUGUUAUCUGAAAGUUGUUCCACCCCCUUCAUAGAUUGCUUGUGUGUGCUUUCGAGUGGCAGAAAAAGAUGGUUUUGAGGUAUGGAUGUUGCUGUGAUCAUGUUUCAUAUAUUGAUGUAUUCCUAUGCAAACAAAAUACAUGUAUUUUUCUGUGUAAAACCAAGUUAGUAGUUUAUUUGUAUAAACCUGUGCGUGCGUGUGUGUGUGUGUGUGUGUGUGUGUGUGUGUGUGUGUGUGUGUGUGUGUGUGUAAGGGGGGGGGGGGAGAGAGAGAGAGAGAGAGAGAGGGAGAGAGAGAGAGAGAGAGAGAGAGAGAUAAAUGUUCUGCUAUUAUCUUACCGUACAAUUUUUAUUCGAUGUAUAGUAGAAUUUUCCUUUAAUGUAAGAAGGAAAUAUUUCUGUUCAAAUAUUAUCUGUGCUAAAUGUGAAAUAUUUUCUGUGGAAAUCAGAAAAAGGUGUUUAUAUAAUACAUGUAUUUUACUGUUUACUGUGCUUAAUAGUUUGGUGUUGUAGUGCAGUAAUUGUAUUUGUAAUGAUCCUUUCAUUUCCAUAUGAUUAUCCAACUGCUGGAAAAUAUGUAUAUAUAAUAAUCACUUGUAUUAUGUUCCUGUUAUUCUCACAUUUCAGUGACUCUUAUAAAUUUAUUUUAAGCAGUUACUUCUGCAUUCUGGUAUUGUUUUUAGUGUUCAGUAUUCCAUUGCAGGAAUAUAAUUUCUUUUUUGUUGUUAAGAACUAAUUUUGUAUAAAUACCAUUGUCAAUUCAU
This is a messenger RNA of Schistocerca cancellata (South American locust), 3712 nucleotides long. Its product is annotated as serine/arginine repetitive matrix protein 1-like. Bases 214 to 2055 code for a protein of 613 amino acids. NCBI's taxonomy places the organism in Eukaryota, Metazoa, Arthropoda, Insecta, Orthoptera, Acrididae. The record is from RefSeq and is a predicted model, not a curated record. The transcript has 12 exons.